Mus pahari (shrew mouse) is the source of this 6596-nucleotide messenger RNA. RefSeq names its product cytoskeleton associated protein 5 (gene Ckap5). The transcript is spliced from 43 exons. Gene Ontology annotation, biological process: microtubule polymerization; mitotic spindle organization; centrosome duplication. The record is from RefSeq and is a predicted model, not a curated record. Gene Ontology annotation, cellular component: centrosome; microtubule plus-end; spindle pole. NCBI's taxonomy places the organism in Eukaryota, Metazoa, Chordata, Mammalia, Rodentia, Muridae. The coding region runs from base 121 to 6165 and encodes 2014 amino acids. Gene Ontology annotation, molecular function: microtubule plus-end binding; microtubule plus end polymerase activity.
CAACGAGGACACUGCGGGGUCUGCGGCGGCCCAAGCGGUUUUAAACGGCUUAGAGCAGGCCCCUCGGUUCUGACCCGGCAGAGGAACUACUUUUAACUCCAAGAGAAAACUAGAAGCACAAUGGGAGAUGACAGUGAGUGGUUGAAAUUACCAGUUGAUCAGAAAUGUGAACACAAGCUAUGGAAAGCAAGAUUAAGUGGGUAUGAAGAAGCCCUGAAAAUCUUCCAGAAAAUAAAAGAUGAAAAGAGUCCAGAAUGGUCCAAAUACUUAGGAUUAAUCAAAAAAUUUGUCACUGAUUCCAAUGCAGUGGUUCAAUUGAAAGGACUAGAAGCUGCACUUGUCUAUGUUGAAAAUGCUCAUGUUGCAGGAAAAACAACAGGAGAAGUUGUAUCAGGUGUUGUAAGUAAAGUCUUCAACCAACCUAAAGCCAAAGCCAAGGAACUGGGCAUAGAGAUUUGCCUCAUGUAUGUUGAGAUUGAAAAAGGAGAGUCUGUACAAGAAGAGCUUCUAAAGGGCCUGGAUAACAAGAACCCCAAGAUCAUAGUGGCCUGUAUAGAGACACUGCGGAAAGCCUUAAGUGAAUUUGGUUCCAAAAUCAUCUCACUUAAGCCAAUUAUUAAAGUGUUGCCAAAACUAUUUGAAUCUCGAGACAAGGCUGUUCGGGAUGAAGCCAAAUUAUUUGCUAUAGAGAUUUAUCGAUGGAAUCGAGAUGCUGUGAAGCACACAUUACAGAAUAUAAAUUCUGUCCAGUUGAAAGAAUUAGAAGAAGAGUGGGUCAAGCUGCCAACAGGUGCUCCUAAGCCAAGUCGUUUUCUGCGGUCCCAACAAGAACUAGAAGCUAAACUAGAGCAGCAACAGUCUGCUGGUGGAGAUGCAGAAGGGGGUGGUGAUGAUGGUGAUGAGGUACCACAGGUAGAUGCUUAUGAGCUUCUGGAGGCAGCAGAGAUCCUUUCCAAACUUCCCAAAGACUUUUAUGACAAAAUUGAGGCAAAGAAAUGGCAAGAGAGAAAAGAAGCUCUGGAGGCUGUAGAAGUACUAGUGAAAAACCCCAAGCUGGAAGCGGGCGAUUACGCAGAUUUAGUAAAAGCAUUAAAAAAGGUUGUUGGAAAGGACACCAAUGUCAUGUUGGUAGCUUUGGCAGCAAAAUGUCUCACUGGCUUAGCUGUUGGGCUAAGAAAGAAAUUUGGACAAUAUGCAGGACAUGUUGUGCCAACAAUUUUGGAAAAAUUCAAAGAAAAGAAGCCUCAAGUGGUACAAGCCCUGCAGGAGGCAAUUGAUGCAAUCUUCCUUACUACCACACUACAGAACAUCAGUGAGGAUGUCUUAGCAGUAAUGGAUAAUAAAAACCCCACCAUAAAGCAGCAGACAUCACUUUUUAUUGCAAGAAGCUUUCGUCACUGCACUUCCUCUACAUUGCCGAAGAGUCUACUAAAGCCCUUUUGUGCUGCUCUACUUAAGCACAUCAAUGACUCUGCUCCUGAAGUCAGAGAUGCUGCAUUUGAAGCACUGGGUACAGCUUUGAAGGUGGUUGGUGAGAAAACAGUAAACCCAUUUUUAGCCGAUGUUGACAAACUCAAACUUGAUAGGAUCAAAGAAUGUUCAGAAAAAGUAGAACUGGUUCAUGGUAAAAAAUCUGGACUUGCAACUGAAAAGAAGGAAUCCAAACCUCUACCUGGAAGGGCUGCAGCAUCAGGGGCUGCCGGGGACAAAGACACAAAAGAUGUUUCAGGACCCAAACCAGGACCAGUGAAAAAAGCACCUACUACCAAGGCUGGUGGACCACCUAAGAAAGGCAAAACAACUGCACCAGGUGGUUCAGCAAGUGCCGGGACAAAGAAUAAGAAAGGAUUGGAGACCAAAGAAGUAGUGGAGCCAGAACUCUCAAUUGAAGUAUGUGAAGAAAAGGCUUCAGCUGUUCUUCCCCCAACCUGUAUUCAACUUCUAGACAGUAGCAACUGGAAGGAAAGACUGGCCUGUAUGGAAGAAUUCCAAAAGGCUGUUGAACUAAUGGAGCGAACUGAGAUGCCAUGCCAGGCAUUGGUGAAGAUGCUAGCGAAAAAACCUGGAUGGAAAGAAACUAAUUUUCAGGUGAUGCAGAUGAAGCUUCACAUUGUUGCUUUGAUUGCCCAGAAGGGAAAUUUUUCUAAAACGUCUGCUCAGAUUGUAUUAGAUGGCCUUGUAGACAAGAUUGGAGAUGUGAAAUGUGGGAACAAUGCAAAAGAAGCCAUGACAGCCAUAGCUGAAGCAUGCAUGCUGCCCUGGACAGCUGAACAGGUGAUGUCAAUGGCCUUCUCACAAAAGAAUCCUAAGAAUCAGUCAGAAACUCUAAAUUGGCUAUCAAAUGCAAUAAAAGAAUUUGGAUUUUCUGAGUUGAAUGUCAAAGCUUUCAUUAGCAAUGUCAAGACUGCUCUUGCUGCAACGAAUCCUGCUGUGAGGACUUCUGCCAUCACCUUGCUUGGUGUGAUGUAUCUAUAUGUUGGUCCUUCUUUGAGAAUGAUCUUUGAGGAUGAGAAGCCUGCCCUCCUAUCCCAGAUAGAUGCAGAAUUUCAAAAGAUGCAGGGACAAAGCCCUCCUGCUCCAACCAGGGGAAUUUCUAAGCACAGCGCAAGUGGUAUGGAUGAAGGAGAAGAUGGAGAUGAACCGGGUGAAGGGGUCAAUGAUGUUGUUGAUCUUUUGCCAAGGAUUGAGAUCAGUGACAAAAUUACUUCAGAGUUGGUGUCUAAGAUUGGUGACAAGAAUUGGAAGAUCAGGAAAGAAGGCCUAGAUGAAGUGGCAGGUAUUAUCAAUGAAGCAAAAUUUAUCCAACCAAAUAUAGGUGAACUUCCAACUGCGUUGAAGGGUCGACUGAAUGAUUCAAACAAAAUCUUGGUGCAGCAGACAUUGACUAUCCUGCAGCAACUGGCAGUAGCCAUGGGUCCAAACAUCAAGCAGCACGUAAAGAACCUAGGCAUCCCUAUCAUUACUGUUCUUGGAGAUAGCAAGAACAAUGUUCGAGCUGCUGCCCUGGCAACUGUGAAUGCUUGGGCAGAACAAACUGGCAUGAAAGAAUGGCUGGAGGGAGAAGAUCUUUCUGAAGAACUUAAAAAGGAAAACCCCUUCCUGAGGCAAGAGCUUCUGGGAUGGCUGGCAGAGAAACUACCUACACUCCGUUCUACUCCCACAGAUCUUACCCUUUGUGUUCCUCAUCUGUAUUCCUGUCUAGAAGAUCGAAAUGGAGAUGUACGGAAGAAGGCCCAAGAUGCUUUGCCAUUCUUUAUGAUGCAUUUAGGAUAUGAAAAAAUGGCUAAGGCUACUGGGAAACUAAAGCCAACUUCUAAAGAUCAAGUACUGGCCAUGCUAGAAAAGGCCAAAGCUAACAUGCCGUCCAAGCCUGCUGCACCUGCUAAGGCAAUGUCCAAACCAAUGGGAGGGUCGGCUCCAGCCAAAACCCAGCCUAUACCAGGUAACAGCUUUGACAGUGACCUGAAGGAACUCACAAGUGUACAAGGGAAGAAAGUGCCAAGCAAAACCACCUUAAAGGAAGAUGACGACAAAUCUGGGCCUAUUUUUAUUGUUGUUCCAAAUGGAAAGGAGCAAAGGAUGAGAGAUGAGAAAGGGUUAAAGGUACUAAAGUGGAAUUUUACUACCCCACGUGAUGAGUACAUUGAACAGCUGAAGACUCAGAUGUCUACCUGUGUGGCUAAAUGGUUACAAGAUGAGAUGUUUCACUCAGAUUUUCAACAUCACAAUAAAGCCCUGGCUGUCAUGGUUGAUCACUUGGAAAGUGAAAAAGACGGCGUCAUCAGUUGCUUAGAUCUUAUCUUAAAAUGGCUUACCCUCCGGUUUUUUGACACCAAUACAAGCGUCCUAAUGAAAGCACUAGAAUAUUUAAAAUUGCUUUUCACCCUGCUGAGUGAGGAAGAGUAUCAUCUUACUGAGAAUGAAGCAUCCUCCUUUAUCCCCUAUCUCAUCCUCAAGGUUGGAGAACCAAAGGAUGUCAUUCGUAAAGAUGUCCGUUCUAUCCUGAACCGGAUGUGCCUUGUCUACCCAGCCAGCAAAAUGUUCCCCUUCGUCAUGGAAGGAACCAAGUCCAAAAACUCUAAGCAGAGAGCAGAGUGCCUGGAAGAACUAGGUUGCUUAAUUGAGUCCUAUGGUAUGAAUGUUUGUCAGCCAACCCCAGGAAAAGCCUUAAAGGAGAUAGCUAUUCACAUAGGAGACCGAGACAAUGCUGUACGGAAUGCUGCCCUCAACACCAUUGUAACAGUGUACAAUGUGCAUGGAGAUCAGGUGUUCAAACUGAUUGGAAAUCUGUCUGAGAAGGACAUGAGCAUGCUUGAGGAGAGGAUAAAGCGGUCAGCAAAGAGACCCUCUGCCGCACCUGUGAAACAGGCUGAAGAGAGGCCUCAGCGCACACAGAACGUCAACUCUAAUGCCAACAUGCUACGCAAGGGGCCAGCUGAGGACAUGUCCUCCAAACUCAAUCAAGCUCGAAGUCUGAGUGGGCAUCCUGAAGCAGCCCAGAUGGUUCGCCGAGAAUUCCAGCUGGAUUUAGAUGAGAUUGAAAAUGAUAAUGGUACAGUCCGCUGUGAAAUGCCAGAGCUUGUCCAGCACAAACUUGAUGACAUUUUUGAACCUGUCCUUAUUCCUGAACCUAAGAUCCGGGCUGUUUCUCCACAUUUUGAUGACAUGCACAGUAAUACAGCAUCCACAAUCAAUUUCAUUAUCUCCCAAGUAGCCAGUGGUGACAUCAACACAAGUAUCCAAGCUCUGACACAGAUUGAUGAGGUCCUGAGGCAGGAAGACAAAGCUGAAGCUAUGUCUGGCCACAUUGAUCAGUUUCUGAUAGCAACAUUCAUGCAGCUAAGACUCAUCUACAGCACACACAUGGCAGAUGAGAAGUUGGACAAGGAUGAAAUCAUCAAGUUGUAUAGCUGUAUCAUUGGCAACAUGAUUUCGCUCUUUCAGAUAGAGAGCUUGGCCCGGGAGGCCUCCACUGGAGUACUGAAAGACCUGAUGCACGGCCUGAUCACCUUAAUGCUGGAUUCUCGGAUUGAAGAUCUGGAGGAAGGACAGCAGGUGAUUCGUUCUGUCAACCUCUUGGUGGUGAAGGUUUUGGAGAAAUCAGACCAGACCAAUAUCCUCAGUGCCCUGCUUGUUUUACUUCAGGACAGCCUGCUAGCAACAGCUAGUUCUCCCAAAUUCUCAGAGCUUGUUAUGAAGUGUCUGUGGAGAAUGGUUCGACUAUUACCUGACACCAUCAACAGCAUUAACCUAGACAGAAUUCUUCUGGACAUCCACAUUUUCAUGAAGGUCUUUCCCAAAGAGAAAUUGAAGCAAUGCAAAAGUGAAUUUCCUAUAAGGACUCUAAAGACCCUUCUGCAUACUUUAUGCAAAUUAAAAGGACCUAAAAUCCUAGACCACCUUACAAUGAUUGAUAAUAAGAAUGAGUCAGAACUGGAGGCCCACCUGUGUCGGAUGAUGAAGCAUAGUAUGGACCAGACUGGGAGCAAGUCUGAUAAGGAAACAGAAAAGGGAGCUUCUCGAAUAGAUGAAAAAUCAUCAAAGGCCAAAGUAAAUGAUUUCUUAGCUGAGAUUUUUAAGAAGAUUGGCUCUAAAGAGAACACUAAGGAGGGCCUAGCAGAGUUAUAUGAAUAUAAGAAGAAAUAUUCAGAUACUGACAUUGAACCCUUUCUGAAAAAUUCCUCGCAGUUCUUUCAGAGUUAUGUUGAGAGAGGCCUUCGGGUGAUUGAGAUGGAGAGAGAAAGCAAAGGCCGCAUUCCCACUUCAACAGGCAUUUCCCCUCAGAUGGAGGUCACAUGUGUGCCCACCCCCACAAGCACAGUGUCCUCCCUAGGUAACACAAAUGGAGAAGAAGUGGGGCCAUCUGUCUACCUGGAAAGGCUAAAAAUUCUCCGGCAGCGGUGUGGUCUUGACAACACAAAGCAAGAUGACCGGCCUCCACUGACCUCUUUGCUCUCCAAACCAGCAAUUCCUCCAGUUGCCUCCUCCACAGACAUGCUCCAUAGCAAGCUCUCACAGCUCCGGGAGUCCCGGGAACAGCACCAGCACUCAGACCUGGAUUCCAACCAGACCCACUCUGCAGGAACCAUGACCUCCUCCUCCUCCACAACUAACAUUGAUGACUUGAAAAAGAGACUGGAGAGAAUAAAGAGCAGUCGCAAAUGAAGCUGCCCAUCCUCGCCACUCUGCAGCUUUAGUUUACUAAUCUAGAAGCCCAUAGUGUGACGCGGCCGCUGCAGGCCAUUGUACACAAACUGGUACCAGACUGCAGAUGGGAGGAGCAGGGGAGCCUCAAGUCUGCACAUGCUCUGCUUCUAGAAGACUGACUGUGGAUUAGCUUAGUGUACAGACUUUAAACAGCUGCUCCCUCAGCUCAGAGUAGGUUCCAUAUCCUUUUUUGUUUUGUUUUAAUGACUCAUUUGUAAAAUUGUCCUAAUUUUUCCUAGCUUUCAGCCAUUAGAAACUCUUUUAAUAGUUCCUUUUGAGUUGUGAGCUCUUCUUCUGUAGCCCUGAAGGGACACUGUAUUCUGUAUGAAUGCAUGGCAUGAGACAACUAAUUUAAGAGUCUUUUAUAAAUAAAGUUUGCAUUAACUAUA